GCCCCCUCUUGCCCCCACCCCAUUCCUUUCCCCCAUCUCAUCUUCUCUCUGCAAUUUUCUCCGUCAAUUCUUCUCGGGAAGGAUUCUCCAUCAUCAUUAGCAAGAAUCCAGCACAGUUGUUUACCAAAAAGGGAUUCACAUUGCUCCAACAACCCAAGAACAGCCGAAGUUCCGACAAUGCAGGACACAAUGUUGGUCCCUCCUUGGCUAGAACCGCUGCUAAACACCGGCUUCUUCUCGGUGUGCCGCACGCACGGCGAUGCCGCCAGGAGCGAAUGCAACAUGUAUUGCCUGGACUGCAAUGAGGACGCAUUUUGCUUCUACUGCCGCUCCUCCAAACACAAAGACCAUCAGGUUAUUCAGAUAAGGAGGUCGUCGUAUCAUGAUGUGGUGAGAGUUUCAGAGAUUCAAAAGGUAUUGGAUAUAAGCGGGGUACAGACAUACGUGAUAAACAGCGCGAGGGUUUUAUUUCUGAAUCAGAGGCCGCAGCCUAAAACCGGCAAGGGAGUAUCCCACAUUUGCGAAACCUGCGGGAGGAGCCUUUUGGACCCGUUUCGAUUCUGUUCAUUGGGAUGUAAGCUUGUAGGAAUAAAGAGGAAUGGCGAUGCAAGCUUUACCUUAGAUGCAAAGAAUGAGGUAGUGGCAACGGGAAGAGGUGAAGGGAUAUCGUCAAGAGGAGUGUUAAUGUCUUCAUCAAAAGAAGAAGGAGAAUUGCGUGAAGGCACACAAAAUGACAUAUGCCCGGCCACGCCUCCUCCGCCUCCUUCAACUGCAAGGAGAAGAAAAGGCAUUCCCCAUAGAGCGCCCUUCCGCUCCUAAGUUAUUACUAUUAAGUUAAUCACGUUACCACCCUCCUCCCCCUUCUCUCCACAUUCCCCCCCACUCCACCCGGGGGCCUUAUAAAUUAAACGUCCAGUACUUUAGACAACUCAUAAAUUAUGGCUCACAAACCUCAAUUUAGGGGGUCGCUGUCCCAAAACAAUUGCAGCACCUAGCUCGCUUUUCCUUCUUUCCUUUGGGGAGGAAUAGAGGAGGGCCUUUUGUAAUUUGUUUUGGAGGAGGAGGAAAUGGGGGCUGCCCACCUACAAAAAGCCUUAGUAAGUUCCCCUUUUGGCUUUGAAGGGGGCCCCAAAACCAUACAAAUUCUCCCGUGGGGAGGGCAAUAAUGCAGAAUUAUUGUUGAAAGCAGCAAGGUGUACAUGUAAUUAAGAAAUUAAAGCAAGUCUUUGUGGAGUCCGUUUUAUA
Molecule: messenger RNA, 1245 nt
Organism: Coffea eugenioides
Lineage: Eukaryota; Viridiplantae; Streptophyta; Magnoliopsida; Gentianales; Rubiaceae
Exons: 4
Coding region: 178-819 (213 amino acids)
Molecular function (GO): zinc ion binding
Source: RefSeq, a predicted model, not a curated record